Molecule: messenger RNA, 3302 nt
Organism: Silurus meridionalis
Lineage: Eukaryota; Metazoa; Chordata; Actinopteri; Siluriformes; Siluridae
Gene: ccpg1
Product: cell cycle progression 1
Cellular component (GO): membrane
Source: RefSeq, a predicted model, not a curated record
UCUGGUAUUAUUGUUUACGGUCACAGUGUGAACUUGAUGUUAGAGUCGUUUAAGAUACUCAGGAGAGAGUCUGAGCUCCGAGGACGCGUCUUUCUUUUCUUUUCUUUCUGCUGUGGAUAAAGUGUGCGUUUAUCAUUUAAAGUUUCAGCUCUGCGGCUUGUUUCUCACCUGGCGACAUGUCAGAAAGCUCGAGCGACACCGAGUCCUCCUGCGGAUGGACUGUCAUCAGCAACGAGGGUUCAGACAUCGAGACACUGGGAUCUGACAUCGUGGUGGAUUAUGAUCCAGAGGAGGCAGCUGGAGCUACUGCCCCGGUGCAGCCCGUAUCUUCACCAGACGGAGACACCGAGGCAGAGGAACCGUCCUCUUUGGAUGUCACGGUUAAAGAGGAAGAGACAGUUCUGGAAGCCGAACCUGGACAGAAGGUUGGAAAAGAGGCGGGUCUAGAUGACCACGCCCAUUUCUGCUCCUCCAGCGAUCAUUCUGACAUCGUCACGCUUGGUGACUCCAGGGAGGUGGAGCUUGGGGUGUGGGAGGAGCCUGUUGCCAGGGAAGUCGAAGAAGCAGGGAAUGAGGAACUCUACAUGGGGACGUCAUCAAGCAGCCAGUACACAUUCAGUGCUGCAGAGACGAUUUUCCCGGUGGAGCGCCCGGCACGCGGAGGCUCCAGCAGCACCGAGGAUGAGGACGCUGAGACGAAGGCCAGCCCAGGCGUGGUUCGGAGACGAAGGCUGAGGAGGAACACGGCCGGCUCCGAGCUGGACGAGCAGAAAGAUAAGGAGGAGGAGGGAGAUGAAGGACGUGAGGAGGAGGUGGAAGAGGUUGUAGAGGCUGAGGAGCAUAGAGAAGCUCGGCUCCCACAUCUGAGACAGAACAGCAGAACCCUGAACAAGUGCAUCCUUCUCGCCCUCGUCAUAGCCAUCAGCAUGGGCUUCGGCCAUUUCUACGGUACUGUGCAGAUCCGGGAGAGGCAGCGUCUGGUGGAGAAGAUUCUGGUGAACGAGCUGAGCGACGUCAGUAAGGAUCAGAGGCAAGAUUUACUCACGCAACUUCAUCAGACCAAGAGAGAGAUGGAUUCUCGUCAGAAGCACCUCGCCUCAGAGAAGCAGGUGCUGAAAAGCACUCUGGAACGGGAGGAGGCAUCUGGCUUGGCCCUGAGGGACGAGCUCUGGCGUCUCCGAGCUAAGAUUCAUAAACUCGAGGAAAAAGGAGCUGGUGCUGAUUCAGUCCUGUCUGAGAACCAGCGCCUGAAGGACCACCUCGUGGAAGAGAAGCAGAGGAUCCGCAGCUACCUUAGCCAGAAGGAGGUGCUGAUGGCGGAGGUUCAGGUGCUUCGGAAGGAGCUUGAUAAUGAGAGGAAGGUGACCGAUAAGCUGAGAAAGGAGAUAGAAGAGCUGAGCCAGAGAGAUGCUGGGAUGCAAGGGAAAGGAGAGUUUGAGGAACUCCAGGCUCGACUUCAGGAGCUGGAAAAGCUGAUUUUUGAGCAACAGCGUUCCGACCUGUGGGAGCGCCUGUACAUAGAGACAAGGGAGGACCGAGCCAAAGGGGACAUUCAACCAAAGGCCAGGAAAUCCAAAGAAGGCAUGCUCGGGAAGGUCAAGGAGACAUUCGACGCGGUUAAGAAUUCGACCAAGGAGUUUGUCCACCACCACAAGGAGCAGAUCAAGAAAGCCAAAGAAGCCGUCAAGGAGAACCUUAGGAAGUUUUCGGACUCGGUCAAAUCUACUUUCAGGCAUUUGAAGGACUCCACGUCAAGCGUGUUUGAGAGAAUCCGGAGGCCACAGGACAAAAGAUUCAACGAGAGGAAGGACACAAACACCGAGCGGCAAGAAUUUGUGCAGGAGAGUUUUCCUGAACAGGAGAACAAACGUUCUGAGGAGGAUCACUGGCAACACCACCGGCCCUUGCACCAACACCCUCGCAAAUCCACGCUGGACUCGUCAUCCGUCCAGGCAGACUGUAACAUGCGCAAACCAGGCCCUCAAAAGCAGCCAAGAACUUCAGGAUGCAAAUCAGCGCCUAAAGGAUGCACUGGCGUCUUUGACUGCGCCUACCAAGAAUCCAUGAGCCUCUUCAACAAGGCCAUGGAACCCAUAAGAGCAGACGAGUUCCACCAGCUCCUGCGCAGUUACCUGCAGCAAGAAGUGGGUCAUUUCCAGCACUGGAGGGAGCUCGACAGCUUUAUCAACCGCUUCUUUCAGAACGGAGUCUUCAUACACGAUCAAAUGCUGUUCACGGACUUUGUCAGCGGAGUAGAAGACUACCUGGUGGACAUGGACGAGUACCAUGGCGUUUUUGAGGAUUUGGAUGAUUUCGUGUACAAGCACUUCUUUGGAGAGACCUACUCAGAACAGAACGCUCAUAAUGGUCCAAGUCGACCCUUUGAAGGCCCAGGGUCAAAGGUCAAACCGGAGCAGGACUGCCAUCGUCAUCAUCAUCAUCAGCAGCGAAAGCAGCAGAAUUCGCGUCCCACGGUACCCCGAGACAGGAAAUGGGUUCGGUCGGGGCGUAGCUCCGGCAGACACUUCACAGAAGUCAAAAUAGAGCUCGGGCCCAUGCCCUUCGAUCCCAAAUACUAGCAAAUGUUUACUUUUUUCCCUCAAAAUAUUAUUCAUUCCUAUGAUAGCGUAGCUCAGAUUUAAAAAUCAAACUGGAUGUUGCUAAAAAAAAGGUCCCGUGACACACAAAAAAUCUUCGAAUACAUUUCUGCUUUUUAUUUGACUUCGGGGAAACGACGUGAACGUUAGCCUUAGCGUUAGCUUUCCUCUGCCUCCGCGUCCUCGACCCCACACGUGAUUUUGCACUAAUGUUUUAAAGUCCUGCGUGCGCUAAUCCGCUGCUAGCUUUCGGCGGAGUCUGAUGCUAACCGCUCCACUCGCGAUAGAGUUCUACACGUAGAAAUGCACUAAUUCAAAGCGAGCACUGUGCGUGGGUGCGAGGGGACACUUUGUGUAGUAAAUACUUUCAUUAGAUCAUUUCAUCGCACAAAAUCGUAAGGAAUCCUGCGUAGGACCAAAAUCGAUCAGUCGCAUCUACUGAGCUUUCGGCUGAAACACACUGAACCGUGGAUCAUCUGUGUUCCUUAGUUGACGUGAUCGCUGCUAAACGCCAACCCUCACGCGUGUGUCAACGCGUUUGUUUCCGUCUCGGGCGUGUUUUUGCGUAUUUCUCCUUUUGUUCUUAUGUUGAAUAGGUCACAUUCCAAGUGUGGGGUUUUUGUGCUUGAAGAAAGUCUUUGUUUUGUUUGCUGUUCUGCAGUUCAUGAAAAAAAAAAAACACAAUAAAAAUGUUCUUUUGCUUGA